Molecule: messenger RNA, 1376 nt
Organism: Rana temporaria (common frog)
Lineage: Eukaryota; Metazoa; Chordata; Amphibia; Anura; Ranidae
Gene: POU1F1
Product: POU class 1 homeobox 1
Exons: 7
Biological process (GO): regulation of transcription by RNA polymerase II
Molecular function (GO): DNA-binding transcription factor activity, RNA polymerase II-specific; RNA polymerase II cis-regulatory region sequence-specific DNA binding
Source: RefSeq, a predicted model, not a curated record
UAAUGCAUACAUGCAAGCUCAGGAAAAGUUUUAUUUUAACAAUUCAUUCUAGGCUCACAGAAGACUCAGAGGGGACUUUUAAAAUUCAUCUUGCUUUUAUCCGUCCUAUCUGGGGGAAUGAGUUUCCAGGCAUUUGUAACGGCGGAUACUUUUGUACCUUUAAAUUCAGAAUCUUCAGCUACGUUUCCCCUUAGGAUGCAUCACAGCACUGCUGAAUACCUGCCUGUCACCAAUCACACAACUAAUGUGGUCUCCACAGGGCUGCAUUAUCCAAACCCAUCAUGUCACUAUGGAAGCCAACAAUCUACUUAUGGGGUGAUGACAGGUAAGUAGAUGCUUUCUGCAAGUAUUUCUCAAACAAGAAUUUUACAAACAUGCAGCAUGCCUCUAUCCAAUGUUGUAAAUGGAGUAAGUACCUUACAAGGAGUCCAUACAGGCAGUUUACCUCCAUGUCUCAUGAGUGCCAGCUCUUGCACAUUGGGUCAUGGUUUUGCCCCAGUACAUCAGGCUCUCCUGGGAGAGGAGAUCACCGCCUCAGAUUUCAAGCAGGAGUUCAGAAGAAAGAGUAAACCCAUCGAGGAGCCUAUUGAUAUGGAUUCCCCGGAGAUCCGAGAGCUGGAAAAGUUUGCUAAUGAAUUCAAAGUGAGAAGAAUUAAGCUGGGUUAUACUCAGACAAAUGUUGGUGAAGCUCUUGCUGCUGUACAUGGUUCCGAAUUCAGCCAAACAACCAUUUGCCGCUUUGAAAACUUACAGCUGAGUUUUAAGAAUGCCUGCAAAUUAAAAUCGAUUUUAUCAAAAUGGCUGGAAGAAGCAGAGCAAGUUGGAGCAUUGUACAAUGAAAAAAUUGGAGGAAAUGAGCGUAAAAGAAAACGCAGAACAACUAUAAGCAUAGCUGCGAAAGAGGCCCUGGAAUCACAUUUUGGUGAACAAAGCAAACCUUCAUCCCAAGAGAUCAUGAGGAUGGCUGAAAGUCUCAAUCUUGAGAAGGAAGUUGUCCGGGUCUGGUUCUGCAAUAGAAGACAGAGAGAAAAGAGAGUGAAAACCAGCCUACACCAGAAUAGCUACAGCUCUUUCACAAAAGAUCAUCAUGAAUGCAGAUGAAGAGGACACCUGUAAAGAAAUGCACCUUAUAAUUAUUUCAUGUCUACAACUGUGCCACUUUUAAGCUAUGAUGACUCGAUUCGAGAAUGGAGAUCUCUAUUUUAGUGCAUUUACUAUUCAGUGACUAGCUGAAUUGACAGGGUCGAUUCACUACACUUUACCGCAUGUGAUAAGGGUAUCAUAUUACUAAUUUGCAUAAAUGAUUGCAUGUGGUAAAUAAGGUCCAAUUCAUAAAAAUUAAAAAUAAAUGAUUAUGCGGUAUUUACAGCAAAAAA